UCAUUUUGGUCACGUGUCUGAGUCAUAAGGGAAGUUUAUUUCCCAGUUACCUUUGCGUGUGGCUAAACAAAGAUGGCGGGAGCCAGCUCGGAUGCGAACGCUACUGUCACCUGCUGUCAUUUAUGAAGUGAUGAACUGAGAAGAGAAAGAUUGUCAUUUAGACGACGUAUUUUAUCUACAACCACUGCACUGCAACCAGAUUGCAUCGCAUCCGAAAAAGUCAAUCAAAAUGCCCUCUCCAAAAGCAAAAAACAAUAGUGGACGCAGUGGUAAUUCUCCCGGUAUCGGUGGCAACGGUCGUUAUGAGUUUAUGUCCCUUAAUCGGCGUCCCCAGAAUUUGUUGCAGCGACAAGGAUCCGACCCGACAUCAGCUAGACUACGCGCAUCUGAGAGCCCGACUCGUCGUCGAGGUUCGGGUUCGUCCAAUUCGUCUACCGGCGGACAGCUCCCGGAAGAAGACUGUAUGCGACUGAACCCAUCUAUCGUCGGCAUCGCUUUGAGUUCAUUGUUAGCCAUGGACUUGUGGCUGUCGAAGCGGCUGGGAGUAUGUGCCUGUGAGGAUUCCUCCUGGGGAAGUAUACGGCCACUGAUGAAACUGAUCGAGAUUUCUGGACACGGGAUACCGUGGCUUGCUGGCGCUGCUUACUGCCUCUACAAAAGCGAUAGCGCAGCCGGGCAAGAAGUCAUGCUCAAUCUACUUAUGGCGCUGGUGUUGGACCUGAUUCUGGUGGGCAUAGUGAAAGCGGUGGUGCGUCGCCGUCGGCCGUCCCACAACCGGAUGGACAUGUUCGCCACCUUCUCGGUGGACCGCUACUCGUUCCCGUCGGGCCACGCCACGCGCGCUGCCAUGUGUGCCCGCUUCGUCCUGGCCCACCUGGUGCUGGCGGCGCCGCUGCGGGUGCUCACGCUGCUCUGGGCCGCGCUCGUGGGCCUCUCCCGGGUCCUCCUGGGCCGCCACAACGUCACGGACGUGGCCUUCGGCUUCGCCAUGGGCUACUUCCAGUACAACCUGGUGGAGGCGCUCUGGAUGUCCCCCGCCGCGCUGCACGGCCUCAUGGGACAGAGUGACGUAGAGUGACGGGGCGGUUGGAGGACCACAGAGAGGAUGCAUGGUGGUGGAGAGUGCUGGGCCAAAUUUACAACUGAGAAGAGAGAAAAAACAAGACUGUACUUUGCAUACCGAGGUGUUUAUUGCAGACGUGUUUCACUUUAGUGCCUUCUUCAGUGUGCUCAAGUAAAUGAAUGUUACAACCUAACUUAACCUACCCACACCCUAACAUACACCCCCAUAAUCAACCAAUGAAGAUACAGUGUCAUUCAGUACAACAGUUCAAGUGAAUUGGCAUCAUGAUCUGCAGUGUUAGCCUCACACCCGAUGACAUUUCAUCAUUCUUUGUACACUUUUGUUCAUAAAUUCUGGUUUUUAGUUGAUGUUUUGUUUUGGCCACAUAAAGUAGCCCACAAGGACACAUCAAUAAAUACAAAACAAAUGUGCUUAAGCAGAAUAUUCUGCCUUUUACAUCCUGUGUGUGUUUGGCUGUGUGUACAACUUCUCUGUGAGCAUGCAAUGGCAUCCUACACAUUAAAGCACUUUUAGCUACCGUGUGGUAUUCUGAUAGAAAGACAUGAGACUGUGAGAACAGCUAUCUACAAAGAAAUUUGAGUUCAUUCAUUCACCCGAGCACACUGAAGAAGCCACUAUGUCGAAACACAUCUGUGCAGUAAACACUUUCCUAUCUUAUCUAGGAUCACCCAUAAAGUAUCGGGUGCAUAGUAAAGCUUCCUCUCAGGGCAGGACUUCCGAAUUUUGGCAGCCAACUUAUGCCCGUUGGUGAUAUCCAAGAUGCCCAAGUGCACCAGAGGGCACUGAGUGUCGACUGCUUCUCUUUGUAAUCAUUCAAUGACCAGAGGGGCCUAUGUAAUGUUGAGAAGCUCAUAUUUCCGUCCAGAUGCAUCUGACGGGUUAAUUUUCGACCGCAGUAGUGAGUUUGAUGAUUUAAUAUUUCACUAGACUGACGCCAGGGUGUGACACCAACAUCUCUUGAGAGGGAAACGUUCACUAGGCCGCGUUAACUGAGGUGACCGACUAGAUGAACGUCUCCAUCCACACUGCCCAAGUGCAUAGCUGUCCUCAUGGUAGGUCACGGCUGUCACUAUGGUAGGCUAUGGCUGUCCUUAUAGUAGGUCCUGCCAUUCAGCUUUUUAGGAUCUAAUCAUUUGAUUUCACGGACUUCAUGUAAACGCCCUUUGUUAGUUUGCUUUAUGGCCAUGAUCUGAGAUACCUAGACCUAGAUAAAAUAAAUCAUAUUUAGAACAUUGUUUCUCCAACAAAUAUUUUACAUGCAAAUAAUCUUCACUGUCUUUACCAUUGACAUUGCACUUUAAUGAUUGUUUAUGUGGAGAGCUACUUUACACUGUGCUCUACAAGUGAAUGUACAUCUUUCUCAUGCAGCAUGAAGCCCUGUGUUGUUCACAUUUCACUUUUGUACUUGUCAGUUCAUCUGACCUUGCUAUUUUUAUUUUUUUUUUUUGGUCUUCUUCAUGGUCAUCUUCAGAAGCUUUGGAUGUUCGCAGUGCAGUGCAUUCAUCCUGGUGAAAUGGCAUCUCUCUAACACCCAGAGGCUCAUUAGGGUGAAGUCAUUGUAAGAGUUGUGCAUCAGAAAGGGAAACUCAGAGCUGGUUUAAAUUCAGGUGCAGCUGGCUUCUCACCCUCUCUGUAGAACAGGUGUGUCUGUAGCUGGGUCCAGAAAGGGCUGGGUGGACGAUGGAGCGGAGAUAAGCUAUGCGUAAUGGGAUCUGGGCAAACUGCUGGACUUCUGCUCUGCCGCAACCCUCUGUGGUGCAAUUUCACCAGAGAGGGUUAAAGCGUAGCGAGAGGCGCAAACGUUCGACCAUUUCCGCGUUCUGUUUUAGCAAAGGGGGGGGGGGGGGGCAAAAUCCCCCUUUAAGCAGACCUAGAAAGUGACGUUACAUUUGAACUGAACUGCUUGCCGAUCGAUAUCCCACCAUGACGUCUUUCCUUAAGCAGACAGGAACUGUUUGAAUUUUGCUUCCAUAGAGAUGCAUUAUGUUGCUCUAUCUUGUCAGUAAUGAAGGAUCUUUGAUUUCACCAGCGUAAGAUUCUGAUAUCAUCCCAGCAACAUCCCGGAUUCCGUCCCCUAGCAAUAUCAUGGAUACCAUCCCCUAGCAAUAUCAUGGAUACCGUCCUUGCCAAAUCCUGGACAUUGCUGGGAUAGUAUCAGAAUCGUUUAAGGUGGUGGAAUUCCAUGAGUUUUCCCAUCACACAUGUUCUCACCACUGUGGUGAGAUGGAUUCUAUUCAGCUCACUUAUCUUUCUCAUUAGCAAUCCUGCUUCUCUGCUUGUGUGUGUGAGAGAGAGAGAGGGGAUAGAUGAUUAUGUUACGUAUAAAGGCCACUGACUCUUAACACCCCUUCAGUGAUUAUUAAAACUCUGAGUGCUAUCUAUUAUGCCUGCCUGAUCCUCUCUCCCACAGGAGAGGAUCGCGCGCGAGAAAGAGAGAGAGAGAGCUCCCGUUUCAUUAUAGCUCAUGGCCUGUCUCUCUUUUA
Sardina pilchardus (European sardine) is the source of this 3567-nucleotide messenger RNA. RefSeq names its product phospholipid phosphatase 6 (gene plpp6). The record is from RefSeq and is a predicted model, not a curated record. NCBI's taxonomy places the organism in Eukaryota, Metazoa, Chordata, Actinopteri, Clupeiformes, Clupeidae. Bases 230 to 1078 code for a protein of 282 amino acids. Gene Ontology annotation, molecular function: sphingosine-1-phosphate phosphatase activity. The transcript is spliced from 3 exons.